AUGACUCAAAGUCCUUUGAUCCCGUCGAGUGACUCGGAGGGAGAGAGCUGUGACAAUGUGAAGGUGGUUUCUUCAGGGGUGAAGAGGAGAGCUGGUGGUGACAUUGUUCCCACUGGUAUUAGACACUACAGGAGUGUUUCCAUGGAUAGUGGUUUCAUGGGGAAAUUGGACUUUGGUGGUGAUGCUUCAUCAUCGCUUAAGCUUCAGAGGGUAAAGUUCCAAAGACAUGAAGAAAAAACUCCUCUGAAUUUAUAUAUAACAAAAAGCUCUUACCUUUAUAUCUCUCUGAUGGGUGGUUUAAUCGAUUUGAACGUGACUGAGGAAGAAGAAGAAGAGGAAACACUCUCUUCGGCUUCUGGGUCUCUCUCUCCUUCUAAUUCAUCUUCAUCAGCGUUUGCUCUAAGUGGGUCUUCUGGUGUUUGUUUGGAGCUGUGGCAUGCUUGUGCUGGACCCCUUGUCUCUCUUCCCAAAAGAGGAAGCUUUGUGUUGUAUUUUCCUCAGGGACAUUUGGAACAAGCCCCCGAUUUCUCCGCCGUGAUUUACGGGUUGCCUCCUCACGUGUUCUGUCGUAUUCUUGAUGUUAAGCUUCACGCAGAGAGAGAUAGUGAUGAAGUUUAUGCUCAAGUCUCUCUUCUUCCUGAGUCUGAGGACAUUGAGAGGAAAGUGCGUGAGGGAGUUGUAGAUGUUGAUGGUGGGGAGGAAGAUUAUGAAGUGUUUAAGAGGUCUAAUACUCCACACAUGUUCUGUAAAACCCUCACUGCUUCUGAUACAAGCACUCAUGGUGGCUUCUCUGUUCCUCGCCGUGCUGCUGAGGAUUGCUUCCCUCCUCUGGACUGUAGCCAGCCCCGGCCUUCUCAGGAGCUUCUUGCCAGGGAUCUUCAUGGCCUUGAGUUGUGUUUUCGCCACAUUUAUCGAGUAGGACAACCUAGGAAGCAUUUGCUGACUACCGGGUGGAGUGCGUUUGUGAACAAGAAGAAGCUUGUCUCUGGAGAUGCUGUUCUUUUCCUCAGAGGUGAUGAUGGCAAGCUGCGUUUGGGAGUUAGAAGAGCUGCUCAAUUUGAAGGCGCUUCUGCUUUCUCGAUUCAGUAA
This is a messenger RNA of Eruca vesicaria subsp. sativa (arugula), 1089 nucleotides long. The record is from the annotation of a GenBank genome assembly. NCBI's taxonomy places the organism in Eukaryota, Viridiplantae, Streptophyta, Magnoliopsida, Brassicales, Brassicaceae.